Molecule: messenger RNA, 2223 nt
Organism: Magnolia sinica
Lineage: Eukaryota; Viridiplantae; Streptophyta; Magnoliopsida; Magnoliales; Magnoliaceae
Exons: 10
Coding region: 173-2014 (613 amino acids)
Cellular component (GO): cytosol; ribonucleoprotein complex; nucleus
Molecular function (GO): poly(A) binding; mRNA 3'-UTR binding; poly(U) RNA binding
Source: RefSeq, a predicted model, not a curated record
UCCCGCCCAAAUUCAUUUCGUACAAAAAGCCUCGAGGCUGUUGGUUCUGUUACGUUUCGCGCAUUUGCAUUUGCAUUUGCCCCCCCCCCCCCCUCUCUCUCUCUCUCAAGAAGAAGAAAACCCUAGCCCUAACUCUGUGAUUUUGGAUCCAAACGAGGAAAAGAGAAGGGAAAUGGCCGUCGCCGGGGCCUCUCUUCCCAGCUCUUCCCUCUACGUGGGUGAUCUGGACCCCUCCAUCUCCGACUCUGACCUCAUACAAUCCUUCUCCGCCGUGGGCCCCGUCGUUUCCGUCCGCGUCUGCCGAGACUCCAUCUCCAAAGCCUCUCUCGGCUACGGCUACGUCAACUUCUUAUCUCCCUCCGACGCUUCCAAGGCUCUGGAAUCUCUCAACCACACCCAGCUGAAAGGAAAGCAGAUGCGAAUCAUGUGGUCAUUUCGGGACCCACUUUCCAGGAAGAGCGGCGUGGCCAAUCUUUUUGUUAAUAAUUUGGAUCUUUCGAUUGACAGCGCUGCUUUGCGUAAGAUAUUUGGGAAGUUUGGGAACAUUCUUUCCUGUAAAGUGGCAGAUGAGAAUGGAAAUAAUAAGGGGUUUGGAUUUGUUCAGUUCGAUUCUGAGGAAGCUGCUCAAUCUGCUGUGGAGGCGCUUCAUGGUAGUCUUGUUUAUGGAAAGAAAAUUUACGUGUCUAAAUUUGUCAAGAAGACUGAGAAGCAAUCAGCCUGUGAAGAAACCAAGUUCACUAAUCUAUAUGUAAAGAAUCUGGAAAAUGGGUUGACUGAUGAUCUCCUUCGGGAAAAGUUCUCUGUAUUUGGGAAGAUAAUCAGUGCUGUUGUAAUGAAGGAUGAUUAUGGGAAGUCUCGGGGCUUUGGGUUUGUUAGCUUCGAGUUGCCAAAAGACGCUAAGAAGGCCAUGGAGGCCAUGAAUGGUGCACAACUGGGAUCAAAGAAUCUCUAUGUAGGAAGGGCUCAAAAGAAGGCUGAACGAGAGCAGAUGCUAAGUUGCCAGUUCAAGGGUUUGAAUGUGUACGUGAAAAACCUCGUUGACUCUGUUGAUGACAAUGAAUUAUGCGAACUUUUCAGUACUUGCGGCAAAAUAAGUUCAGCAAAAGUGAUGCUCAAUGAUGAAGGAUUGACUAGGGGAUUCGGUUUUGUGAGUUUUUUCACUCCUGCUGAUGCGGAAAAGGCCAUUUCUACUUUUCAUGGAACCAUUGUCCAUGGCAAGCCUCUGUAUGUGGCUAUAGCCCAGCGAAAAGAAGAUCGUCAAGCUAUAUUGCAGCAUCAGUAUGCCAAACAUAUGGCUGCAUUGCCAUGCUCUUUCACAUCUAAAAUUACCCCCUCCAGUUAUUCAGUAAAUUGCCAUCCUCCUCCCAUGAGUGCUCUCUCGCAGAUCAACCCGUAUCAGCCAAUCAUAUGCCAGGAUUUUGGUCGGAGCCCAAGCAUUCUUCCUCCAAGAAAACCGAUUUAUCCCACAAUGCUCUCAAGUAAACAAUGGCAAACAAGCGAGUGGGUAAAUGAGCUCCCACUUCUUGAGACUCCUCAGCAUGCCGCGCUUUUUUCUUACAUGCAACCCCCGCUUCAUCAAGUAAAUUCAGGGAAGCCAAUGAAAUACGCUGGUGGCAAAAACCAUCAGGAGCCAAGGUGUGGGCCUUUUGAGAAUCGAAAGUCAUGCUUUUAUAAGAGUAAGGUGAAAAAGCCAACUACAGGGCCUUCCAGUAAAGGAUCAGAGGCAUUAACAAAGACGCUAUCAGGAGUGGCUCCUAGGCAGCAUAAAAAAAUUAUUGGGGAUUAUCUUUACCCGCUGGUUCAGGAAUAUGAGUAUGAGUUUGCUGGGAAGAUAACAGGGAUGCUGUUGGAAAUGAGUACCUCUGAACUACUUGCAUUGGCGGAGUCACGGGACAAGCUGGCUGUGCGGGUCAAAUCAGCAGUUGAAGCUCUGAGGGUGGUGAAGCCUAAGACUGGCGAUUCACAUGAUGGUGAUAGCAACAUUAUCCAUCUUGACAGUCCCACUGUCAACUGAUGGAGACUCUCUCUCUCUCUCUCUCUCUCUCUCUCGUCUGUAUGCAGUUUCUUCCAUCCGGUUUUGUGAGUUGUUGUUGUUUUGUUUUCUGAACAUAUACCAUGUUUCAUUGUCAAAGAAUGGAGUUAAGAAUACUGUAGAUCUGCGACCGCAAGAGAUAUUCAUCACUCUUCCUAUAAUCAUGUACGUCUCUGUUAUUUGGCUUGUUC